Messenger RNA from Daldinia childiae, 1185 nucleotides. RefSeq lists its product as uncharacterized. Lineage: Eukaryota; Fungi; Ascomycota; Sordariomycetes; Xylariales; Hypoxylaceae. The record is from RefSeq and is a predicted model, not a curated record. Bases 1 to 1185 code for a protein of 394 amino acids. The transcript has a single exon.
AUGCCUUCACGUAGAGUCUUGCCGACGCUCUCCAUAUUUUCAAAGAAGUCCACGACUCCGACAAUAAUCCCUACUUCCUCACCAUCAUCUGAUAUCCGAACUACUUCUAUUCCCUUGACACCACCUGCUCGCCUACAUCUUCGACACAUCUUGCCCUCAACACCAGAUGGCAUGCCUACACCACCUCCACCUCCUCGGAAGCCAUUCCCCUGGUUAUGGCAGUGUCACUCAUGUGACACUGUCUACCGGAUCGGCUGCACUCGCCGCUGUCUCGUCUGUUCUCACGACUAUUGCCUCUCAGCAACUCCCCAGAGGACACGCAGGGGCAAGAAACGUCGUCGUAGUGGGAUGUGUGUUUCUGAGUUCGAUUACAAUGGGUGGGCAGAAUGGGGGGCGUGGCGUCGGAAAGUCCUCGGCAUGGAGACCGUCGGCCGGUCAGAAAAGCGCCGCGAGCAGGCCUUCCUCCAUGAGUCACACAAUUGCAUGAUUGAUUGUAACUACCCUUCUGAAUGCCACCAUGUUAGGUAUAAGCUACGAGCAGAGAGGUUCAGGAAGACGUUUCUCGAGGCACUUCCAGAGGAGCCGCAAUCUCCACCAAUUGUUGCAAGUGUGCCAAUGAGCCCCGACGACGACUUACCUCUGAACGAGGCGAGAGCGGUGUUGGAAGAAGAGGACAUGGGAAAUGGGCUGAGAAGCCCUACAAGUCCUAGGAGCCCGCUCGGUGAAAUGAGUCUCCCCGAGGAUGAAUAUGAACGACAAGAGGAUAAAGUAUGGUGGGCUGACACUCAGGAACAUGAGAUUCAGAAGUUUACUGAUGGGUCAGCGGGACCAGGCGAGGCUGGUUCCUCCACUGCCGAUACUGAAGACUUCAGUUCUGAAAAUUUAUACGCUGCCCUAGCAGAAGAUGAAAACAUGAUGCCUCUUGACCUGGUUGACUACAUCGUAAGCACGCGACGCGAAUCAAACCAAUCCAGUCGAGAACAUCCUAAGCAUAGCAGUGAAUUAACUGUUCGGAAUUUUACCGAGGCAGAUAGGUGCGAAGACUGGGAAGAGUCAACGGAUAGUGAUUCUGAGAGUGGUUCUGUGUUAUCGUUACCUUCUUCGUCGUCGUCACUUGAUGGAGAAUGGCUACUGGCUAGUGAGUUUGUGCCCGCUGGCAAUGAACAGGGCGAGAAUAAGUCUUGA